This is a messenger RNA of Orbicella faveolata, 1788 nucleotides long. RefSeq names its product Golgi-associated plant pathogenesis-related protein 1-like. Gene Ontology annotation, cellular component: extracellular region. Lineage: Eukaryota; Metazoa; Cnidaria; Anthozoa; Scleractinia; Merulinidae. The record is from RefSeq and is a predicted model, not a curated record.
GUUGAUGAUUUCAGCCGUCAGCAUAAAAAUUAACAAUUGACCCUUUUAAGUUUUAGAGGUUUAUGUCUGAGACGUUAUUGUGCUCCACUGAAGAGAAGCCCGAAAAAAAAAAUCCAAUUAAAAGAAAGUGAAAUUAGCGAUUGUUUAGUUUAUGGGGUAGACGAGGUGUCAUAUUUCCUCUUAAAAGUCGCAAGGCUCACCUUAAAUUAAAACCGACCAUAACCGCAACUCUUCUUUUAUCUCUCAUAUUAUCCUUCUCUUAUCUUCGGCUACCACUGUAGCUAGCUAAUUAAAGCUAUUAUGGAAAGGAUAUAGGUUUUGGUGCUAUUUUAUAGGAAACCACUCCGGCUUCAAUUAUGUUCCCAUAAGAUGACCAUGCACCUGAAAACUGGGGCUUUUCCAUGAUAAGAUUAUCCUUAACGUUAUUUGCUAACUGCUAAAAGCUUGAGAAAUACCGGAGGGGGACAGAGAAAUUAUCAAUACUUCUAGUCGAUCUGUGCUACAAAAACACUGACGUGGUGGAGCCAAUUUCCGGCUGAUCAUUGUGGGUUCGAUAUAAUUUGGAUGGCUUUGAAGACGAUGAUGAAGUUUCUUCUUAUGGCGAUGUUGUCCUUCGUGUGUGAAUGUCGCUAUCCCAAGAAUGGUUUGUUGCUUCCGAUGAACUCUUGGGCCAUCGCAAAGAAAGGCCUUUGUCCUGAGGGAGGAGGUGAUAAAAAUGCUGGCUGUCGACACUGGAAGAAGUUAGGCUUCUGUUUACCUGGCCAAAAUUAUUAUCAAUAUGUGACGAAGACGUGUCCAGCCAGUUGUGAACUCUGUCAAGCUCGUCCUACUCCGCCGCCCAAACCUCACGUUGUUAAAGUGAACGUCUAUGAAUGCCUUAAAGCCCAUAAUUCCAAGCGUACUUUGCACAGGGCCAGACCGCUGACCUGGGAUAGCUCAUUGGCUAGAGAGGCUCAAGAUUGGGCUUUAGACCUUGCAACCAGGAAAAUUAUGGAGCAUUCGCCAACCAACGACGACGGAGAAAAUCUUUACGAGUCAUCUGCCACUAGCUCGAAGCCAGCAACAUGCGAGGAAGCAGUGGAGGCCUGGUAAGUUGAAAGCUAAAAGCUCUUCAUCUUGCCGGGUUUAUUUACAGUAUUUACUUAUGCAUAUUAUGGGUAUACACGUUGAAUUAAUGGUCAUCCUCGAAAGGUGUGUUUCUUUGGGAUCAUCCGGUUCAGGAUUAACGAUUCAAGAUCACUCGGAACAAAGCGCAUCAAAGGAAUCGAGGAAUUCACCCUGGCUAAGUACUAACCGGUUCCUUUGGUGUACCAUAAUACAAGUGUUCUUGGAUCAAUGAUCCUAGUCCAUAUCUUCCAAAGAAACCCACCCUGACAUAAGAGAUGUUGAACGUUUGAACUGCUGAAAUGCAGAUUAAUUAACUGUGUGGCAUUUCUGUCGUGGACGCAUAGAAACUUAGAACCUGGCAAACCCCUUCCAUCAGCGUUCAUGAAGAAUGGCAGAAAUCACAUUUUCUGGAAAGUCUGUUUUAGAUAUGAUUUCAUCGGAUACAAGAAUAUUUACAGGAACUGGAUAUGCCCUGUCCUUAAUUUACUGAUGUGGGCAACGGAGAUGUGUUGUUAGUCCUCCCUCAACCUCCCUACCCCCGCACCAAGUUUCUCCUCUCUAAUUAGCCACCCCCACUUUUUUAAGCCCUCCUUCCCAUGUAGUUUCUUAAAAGAACAGACUGUAUUACACUGCAUUGAUACAGUGUCAGUCUAGCUAGCAGUACAGUAAUUGUGAGUUUUU